Notodromas monacha is the source of this 7092-nucleotide messenger RNA. Lineage: Eukaryota; Metazoa; Arthropoda; Ostracoda; Podocopida; Cyprididae. The record is from the annotation of a GenBank genome assembly.
AUGGUCGAAGGAGAAGACAAGGGAAAAGCGACGAACGGAGUGAACGAUUCACCCGCAGUGACGCUAGUUGCGACUCUUCGGCCACGCCUACGCGGUCACUAUUAUCAAAGAGUAUCCAUUCGUGAGACACUGGUUCGGACGGAAUGGGAAAAAGAGUGUUUUUACCGGUCAUGGGAACUGGCUUGGCAGGAAGUACCCGUGCGGCGUGCAAGCUUAUGUCCGGCAAUGUGGGUUGGAGAGUAUUGCCAGCACUUGAAUCCGUGCUACCUGGGGCCCGGGUUGCGGUGCCAGAACGGAGGAACGUGCCACGUGGUGUGGAACAACAAAUCAGGGCCCGGGUUCAAGUGCACGUGCCCAGUGGGCUACUCGGCGUCCUUGUGCGAGGUGCCAUUGUCGAACGCGUGCGACUCGAACCCGUGUCAGCACGGCGGCACUUGCAGUCUCAUCACGCUCAACGACUACAGCUGCGUUUGUCCCGCCGGAUACAGAGGUGACCACUGCGACAGAGUUGAUCAUUGCGCCUCGCAACCGUGUCGGAAUGGCGCCACGUGCAUUUCUGAGCGGUCUGGCUACAAAUGCGAGUGUCCACCGGGAUUCGCUGGUGUCAACUGCACCACUGACGUCGACGAAUGCCGACGUGAUGCCCCGUGCAUCCACGGCAGCUGUGUCAACAGUUUCGGCUCUUACAAAUGCGUUUGCAACCACGGCUACACCGGACAGAACUGUGAAUCCAAGUAUGUUCCCUGCGACCCGUCGCCGUGUCAGAACCGCGGCAGAUGCGUCGUGUUGGAUGAUUUCAACUUCAAGUGCGAAUGUCCCGAAGGAUUCACCGGAAACUAUUGCCAGCAGAACAUCGACGACUGCGAGGGAAAUUUGUGUCAAAACGGCGCAACGUGCAUCGACGGGGUCAAUCUGUACACGUGUCAGUGUCCGCCGACGUGGACUGGAGAUUACUGUACUGAGGACGUGGACGAGUGUGUGAUGAGGCCGCAGGUUUGCCAAAACGGGGCCACUUGCAGGAACACGAGAGGCAACUACACGUGCAUUUGCGUCAACGGCUGGGCCGGCAAAGACUGUGCCGUGAACGUCGACGAUUGCGCCACGAAUCGGUGCAUGUCCGGGGCGACCUGCAUCGACAGGGUCGGCUCCUUCCUGUGUCAUUGCCCGCCUGGGAAAACCGGAAUUUAUUGCCACCUCGACGACGCCUGCGCCUCGAAUCCGUGUCACGCCGACGCCAACUGCGACACGUCGCCUCUGACGGGCGCCUACGAGUGCUCUUGUCCGCAGGGAUUCAAAGGAAUUGAUUGUUCCGAAGACAUCAACGAGUGCGACGAAGGCUCGCCGUGCGAACACAACGGGAUCUGUGUCAACACGCCGGGAUCGUUCAUUUGCAACUGCACGGCGGGAUUCACGGGCCCGCGUUGCGAGAUCAACUUCAACGAGUGCGAGUCGAAUCCGUGUCAAAACGAGGGCACCUGCUUGGAUGACAUGGGCUCCUACAAAUGCGUCUGCAUGCCAGGUUACACGGGAGUCAAUUGCGAGGUUGAUAUCGAUGAAUGCGAGAGGAAGCCCUGCUACAAUGGCGGAACGUGCGAAAAUUUGCAGAACAAUUUCAAAUGCCAUUGCCCUCGAGGAUUCACGGGGAAAGGAUGCGAGGUGAAUGUAGACGACUGCAUUAGCAAUCCUUGCAUGAACCGGGGAACGUGUCAAGACGGAAUUGCGGGUUACACAUGCUCUUGUCCCGCUGGAUUCUCUGGUCACGAUUGCGAGGUGAACAUCGAUGAUUGUGCGAGGAACCCUUGCGUGAACGGGCGGUGCAUCGACGGGAUCGGAAGGUACUCGUGUCUGUGCAAACCCGGGUUCACGGGUCACCGAUGCCAGAGCGAGAUCGACGAGUGCGCUUCUCAUCCGUGUAUGUAUGGCGGCGUUUGCUUGGACCGGGUCGACGGGUACUUGUGUAGCUGUCCAAUCGGGACGACGGGAGUCAAUUGCGAGAUCAACACCAACGAGUGUCUGUCGAACCCGUGCCGCAACGGUGCGACUUGCGUGGACGGAAUCAACCAGUACCGGUGCUCGUGUCGUCCGGGAUUCUCUGGAAUUCAUUGCGAAAUCAACAACGACGAAUGCUUGUCGAACCCGUGCGCCAACGGCGGGAUUUGCAUCGACCAAGAGAACGGGUUCAAGUGCAAAUGCCCCAGGGGUUACUACGACGCGAGGUGCUUGUCGGACGUGAAUGAGUGUGCGUCGAACCCAUGUUUGAAUGGAGGCUCGUGCGAAGACGAAGUGAACGGUUAUACAUGCCACUGCAAACCGGGCUACACUGGGCAACGCUGCCACGAGCAGAUUGACGAAUGUCACUCGAAUCCGUGUCAGCACGGAGGCACAUGCAGAGAUGGAUUGAAUUCGUACUCUUGCGAAUGCAAAAAAGGUUAUGCUGGGCCGAAUUGCGAGAUCAACAUCGACGAGUGCAGGUCGAAUCCGUGCAGGAACGGCGGCACUUGCGUGGAUGCCGUCGACGGUUACAUGUGCGUUUGUCCGCCGCCCUUCACUGGCAAGCAGUGCCUCGAGGAAAUGGACCCAUGCUCGCCGAACCCCUGCAAGCCCGCUGCGACCUGUCGUCCUUCGCCCAAUUACCUCGACUUCAUUUGCCAAUGUCCAUGGGGCUAUGCUGGACGGCUAUGUGACGAGGACAUCGACGAGUGUGCAGUUUCGAAUCCCUGCCGCAACGGAGCGACGUGCAAAAACACGAACGGAUCGUACGAGUGCGUUUGCGCACACGGUUACGAGGGCAGGAACUGCUUGAUCAACACUGACGAUUGCGCUGUUCAUCCGUGUCAAAACGGCGGGACGUGUCAGGACUACGUGGGUCACUACGAGUGCCAAUGUAUGGUUGGCUUCGAAGGACGAGAUUGUGAAAUCGACAUCGACGAGUGCGCAUCAAGCCCUUGUCUGAACGGCGCGACGUGCACCAAUUACGUCAAUUCGUACACCUGCACGUGCCCACUCGGGUUCUCCGGGACAAACUGUCAGAUCAACGACGAAGAUUGCUCGGACACGACAUGCAUGAAUGGAGGCACUUGUCUGGACGGAGUCAACAAUUUCACGUGCACCUGCGCCCCGGGCUUCACGGGCUCCAACUGUCAGUUCCCCGUUAACGAGUGCGACUCGAACCCUUGUGCCAACGGCGGUACUUGCGUCGAUCGGAUUGGUUUCUACACGUGCAAUUGUCCGUACGGGUACACUGGCCGGCGGUGUGAAGAUCACAUUGAUUGGUGCUCGGGACUCAACGGGAACCCGUGCAGGAACGGGGCCACAUGCAAGCAGCAUAAGAACAUGUACAAGUGCGUGUGUCCUCCGGGCUGGACCGGCAUGUUGUGCGACGUCGAAAUGGUCUCGUGCAACGACGCAUCUUUGAGGAAGAACGUUUCGAGAGAAGCUCUUUGUCUACAUGGUGGUACUUGCCAAGACAUUGGAAACUCCCACUUGUGUCACUGCUCUUCCGGUUAUACGGGAUCCUAUUGUCAAACUGAAGUGGAUGAAUGUCAGUCGUCUCCAUGCAAAAAUGGAGGAUCGUGCCGAGACAGAAUUGGGCAUUACGUUUGUGAAUGUUCACGUGGAUUCCAGGGAGCGGAUUGUGAGUUCAACGUCAACGAUUGUGACCCGAAUCCGUGCCAAAAUGGUGGGCGGUGUCACGACCAGAUCAAUGGAUUCAAGUGCAUUUGUCCCCCUGGGACUCUGGGUCCGCAUUGCGAAGUGAAUGUUGACGACUGCACCACAGGAGCUUGUCAUCAUGGUGGCACGUGUGUGGACCGAGUUGGAGGUUACGAGUGCCGCUGCCCGCCGGGCUACGUUGGCCCGCGUUGUGAAGGCGAUGUGAACGAGUGCCUGAGCAACCCUUGUGCCACGGAAGGAACCCAAGACUGCGUGCAGUUGAUCAACAACUUUGAAUGCUCGUGCAAACCGGGAUACUACGGAAGGCGUUGCGAGCAUCGAGCAGACUUUUGUGCCAGCAACCCGUGCCGCAACGGCGGGGUCUGCUCUGCUUCCGCUGGGAAUCACACUUGCUUGUGUCCGUCUGGGUUCUCUGGAUCGCGUUGCGAGAAUGUAGGAUCCGUUUGCGAGGCGCAGCCGUGUGCCAAUGGUGGCACUUGCAGACCGUACAAGGAGGGUUUCAAGUGCGACUGCGUGUCUGGAACAUCGGGACUGGAUUGCACUUUGGAUACUUUCGAUGAUUGUGCAAGCAAUCCUUGUGAACAUGGCGGGAUCUGCUUCGACCACCCGGGAUAUUUCCUUUGUGAUUGCCCCGCGACCUGGAACGGAAUCAGCUGCAAUCAGUACGACCCCAACUUUUCUGGUGGCCUCGUGGAGCGGAAAAAGCAGAAGACGAAGCCGCACGACGACGCCAUUAACGACAUUAUCGAAGCUGGAUACUGUGUCGAGAAUGAUUGCAAAGCCAAGGCCGGUAACGGACAGUGCGAUCCCGAAUGCAACUACAAGGCCUGCGACUUUGACGGCAAAGACUGCUCUUUGGGUACAAAACCAUUUAAAGAUUGUUCUGCUGGCUCUCGCUGUUGGGAUUUGGCAUUCAAUGGCGAGUGCGACGUUGAAUGCUACACGCCAGAGUGUCACUUUGAUGGCUUCGACUGUUCCAUCCAAAUGGAGCCCAACGGGCAUUGUGACUUCGGGUGCAACAACCGGGAAUGUCGGUACGAUGGAGGCGACUGUGCGCCGACUUCGUCUCCGCCGAUUGCUCAAGGCAGACUCGGUGUUGUGCUGCUCAUGGAUAUUAUUUCGUUCCGCAACGCUUCAACCGCUUUCCUCUGGCAAAUGUCACGCGUUUUGCGGACAAUCGUCCGGUACAAGCAAGACCAAUUCGGCAACGACAUGAUCUUGCCGUGGAACAGGAAGGAUUCGUUCCGACUGCAGUCGGACAGCGGAAACAUGUACCGAGCGGAUGGGCCAGCUGCGGGGGUUGUGGCGUAUUUAGAAAUCGACAAUACUCUUUGCGAGCUGGAAGAUGCCAACAAGUGCUUCCAAACAGCUGACCAAGCUGCAGAUUUUCUCGGUGCUGCUGCUCGGAAUUCCCAACUUAAUCUCGGAUUCAGUGUUUACGAGGCGUUCAGCGACGCGUUCGAUGAUGGUGACGACCGGAUCUCCACUGGUGGAGGAAGCGAAGAUUCCACUGUGACAGUCAGCGCUGUUGCUGUCGGCGUCGUCAUUUGUAUCGCAUUGAUGCUGGGAAUUCUCUUCCGAUCGCAACGGAAACGGAUUCGCGGAGCAAUUACCUGGUUCCCAGAGGGUUUCUUCAAGGACAACAGUGCCCCAGGGGUCCAGGGACGCCGAAGACCGGAUGGCCAAGAAAUGAGAAGCAUGGGACUUGAGGGGUGUGACAGGCUUGGAGGAUUUGCCCCGAGUGAAUUUUCAAUUCCACCCGAAUUCGCUCAUUUGUCAGAAGAUGACAUUGAAUGCCCACCGACGAAGCGAAGAAAGUUCCAUGGAGAAUUUGAAGAUUUGAAAUGUCGUUCCAAUUUUGAUGAUAAUCUCAAAAAUUUCCAGGCCGAUCCCGGGAGCUAUUCCAGCGACAACACAUGCAUGACAUCAGACUACGCAGAGAGCAACGACCACAGAACGUGGACACAGCAACAUCUAGAGGCCGCUGACGUCCGACACCCUGACAUCCUCGCAUUCACUCCUCCGCAACGAAUGGAUAACGGCGCAGGAAUUCCCGACGUCGAUGCCAGAGGCCCGGCUGGACUCACACCGCUGAUGCUGGCGUCGAUCCGUGGUUGCGGUCUCGAUAACGGCGAUGACGAGGACCAGGGCGAUGGCUCCAAACAGAUAAUUCAGGACCUGCUGAUUCAAGGUGCUAAGGUGAACUCGACGGCAGACAAGACGGGAGAGUCCCCCUUACAUUUGGCUGCCCGUUAUGCACGGGCCGAUGUUGCGAAAUGGCUGCUGGAAGCUGGCGGCGAUCCCAACUCUCCCGAUGCCAGUGGGCGCACACCCUUGCACAGUGCCAUCGCUGCAGACGCGCAAGGCGUUUUCAUGGUACAGUAUUUAUUGUUCUUGCUGCAUGACGUAAUUUUGUUACUGCAGAAGUUAUACUGCAGUGCAGCGACAGAAAUCUUGUUGAGGAACAGAGCGACGAAUUUGAAUGCCAAAACGAGCGAAGGAACGACGCCUCUGAUCCUCGCAACGAGACUCGCCGUGGAGGGCAUGGUGGAAGAAUUGAUCCGCGCCCAGGUCGACGUGAACUUGACUGACGAAAACGGGAAAUCUGCGCUGCAUUGGGCCGCUGCGGUAAACAAUGUGGACGCCGUGACGAUUCUCUUGUCGCACGGGGCCAACAAGGACGCGACGGACCACAAGGACGAGACCCCCUUGUUCCUGGCGUCCCGGGAGGGCAGCUACGAGGCGUGUCGCGUGCUUCUGGACCACGGUGCGAAUCGGGAUCUCGGUGACCACAUGGACCGACUGCCGCGCGACGUGGCCCAGGAGCGGAUGCAUCGGGACAUCGUGCGACUGCUUGAUGAGCACGUGCCCAGGGCCAACCCGACGCCCAUUAUGUCGCAGCUGCUGCCGCCGCAGAACCAGGCGCUCGCCGGGUCGUCCAAUACGUUGCCGCCGGCGCGUCCACCGAAGCCGAAGAAGCGCGUCAAGUCUGGCUCGAGUCAUCAUCCCAAUGGAAGCCACAGCAUGAAGAACAGUCCUCAGAACCCGAUGAACACGAGUGGGGACCAGUCGGCCUCGGCCCCCAAUUCUGGCAACUCGAAGAAGUCGGGUGGCGGCGGCGGGAAGAAGGCGGCGAGUCGGAAGCCGCGUGACGGUGGCACCAGCGCCCACGACGUGUCCAACAACAACAGCAACGGCAGCACAAACACGAUGCAGUCGUUGCUGGAUUCCUCGCCGUGCAACUCGCUCGAGGGCUCGCCGCACAACCAGGAGUCGCACACCUUACGAUUCUCUUUUCCGAUAUUUCAAUGCAAAUAUUUGUGUUUUGGUCGAGUUGUAUUAGCUUUGGCUAUUUCAGUUGUGUUGGCGAUUCAGGCGACAUUCCAGAAAGUUGAGUCGAGUAAAUUUGAAAGAAAUUAA